This is a messenger RNA of Pelodiscus sinensis (Chinese soft-shelled turtle), 2123 nucleotides long. RefSeq names its product telomeric repeat binding factor 1 (gene TERF1). Gene Ontology annotation, cellular component: chromosome, telomeric region; nucleus; nuclear telomere cap complex. NCBI's taxonomy places the organism in Eukaryota, Metazoa, Chordata, Testudines, Trionychidae. Gene Ontology annotation, biological process: telomere maintenance via telomerase; negative regulation of telomeric D-loop disassembly; negative regulation of DNA replication. The record is from RefSeq and is a predicted model, not a curated record. Gene Ontology annotation, molecular function: ankyrin repeat binding; DNA binding, bending; double-stranded telomeric DNA binding.
CGGAAGAGGCGGAGCCUGAGCCAAGCGGUGACGCACAGAUUUCUCCCACUCUGUGCUGUUGUCGCUGGCGAGGCGGGGCCUGAAGCGGUUGGCGGCGGCGGAUUUGAAAAUGGAAAGCGGGGCUGAGGCGGAGCUGGGCGGUGCGCGGGCCCGCGGGGGCGCGGAGGAGGAGGCGGGGGCGCGGAGUCCCCCUGGCCCGCUGUCCCCCGCGCUGCUGGCGGAGGGGGAGGCUGGAGCCGCGGGCUGGAUGCUGGAUUUCACUUGCUACGCGCUGUGCCGGCACUUCCGGGAGGGGCGUACGCGGGACUUCGAGCGGAGCCGGGACACGGCGCAGGCUCUUAUUAAUGGACUGUCCAAAAUAGCUACUCAUCAGAUUAAAAAAGUGUACCUGUGUCAGUUUUUGACACGAAUUGCAGAAGGAAGAACACUUGGUCGUCGCUUUGAGAGUGAUCAAAAAAUUUCACCCUUGGAAUCUGCUCUGUCAAUUUGGAAAUUACUUGAAGAGCAAAGCAAACCAAAUAACCUGCAUGAAGAGAUUCAUCGCUUAAUUCAGAUUCAGGCUAUAGCUGUCCACAUAGAGAAAGGAUACUUUAAGGAAGCUACAGAAGUCCUGGAAAGACUGUUUAUAGAAUCCGAAUCAAAUAAGUCUUUAAGAAUGAAACUGGCCUUAAUAAUUAAUGAGAAAGAUCCAUAUCUGCCUUUCCUCCAGACCUUCAGUUAUAAUCUCUUGAUCGAUAAAAUCAAGUCUUACAUUGAUAUUUUUUUGAAAGAAAACGCAACAGAUUUUCUAUUCAAGGCAGCCACAGAAGAGGUGGAGACUAAAAGAUUGGAAACAAUGUCACACAAUAAACCUGGAAAUAUUAUUGAAACAAAUAAUGAAAGUAAUUUGGAAACAGAACAAAGUAAUCUAGAAAAUCAGAGAAAUAUUGUGAAUGAAUGCUCAGAGAAUGGGAGAGAACAUUUAAACAGGUCAAGAUAUCAGCUUCAUUCCUUAGCACAGCACACCCUCUGGAGGCUAGAAGAAGUGCCUUCUGAUGGGAUGAUAAACCACAGAAAAACCAGUGCUCUUCAAAGUCUCAAUGGUUUGCAGAACACUGAAAAUGGUAGAAGAUUUCUGUCUCGUAGACAAACUGGCCGGAAGAAGCAGCGAUGGACUUGGGAAGAAGACAAGAAACUGAAGGAUGGGGUAAAGAAGUUUGGAGUGGGAAAUUGGAAUAAAAUUCUAAUUCAUUAUGACUUCAACAACCGAACCAGUGUCAUGUUAAAAGACAGAUGGAGAACUAUGAUCAAGCAAGAGAUUGUUUGCUUGGACAGUGAGAACUAAGUUUGAUUCUUGCCCCAUUUUUCCCAUGUUUGAACAUGUUUCAUGUGUGGACAUCUAGCUUUUCCCAAUAACUUUGGUUGUAAAGUGACAGUUUGUGUUGCUAUAACUUCCUAUGUGAGUUUAAUACAGUAAUGUAAAACUAAUGUUGAGCUCUCUGUGAAUCUAAGUACUAGGAAAAGUAAUGUGGUGAUGUAAUCUUAACUUUUUUCCUUUAGAAUGUUUUACUCUUGCAGAGCAAAAGGUACUGUAGCUUGUUCUGAUUGGGCAAAGUUAAGUCUCAAAACUAGUAUCCUGAAAAUGGAACCAGAAAUAUAAGGUAUAAAUCAUCUAUAUAACCUCUCUUGCUUGAUGACAGGAGAGAUGUCAUUUAUCUGUGUUAGGUGAAUGUGCUCACUUAUGAAAUGUAAAUGUUUUACUUAAUUUGUAAUAUUUUGUUAAAUUAAAGAUGUAAAUAGAAUGUAAAACCAUAAGUUGUAUUUGUAGCCUUAUAAAGAUAUGAUGCAUAUCUAAAGCAAUUAGUGAUAGCUGUACCGUAAAGGCUUGCUUCUGCAAUUACUGUUGGUUUGUGUCAUCAAAGAGAGCCAGAUUAAGGUAGGUCAUGCAGUAUCAAUGCGAUGUUUUUGAUCUCUGUCCAGCAUUUCAUUCCUGAGAUCUUGGUCAUAAGUGGCAGCUAUACUUAUUUAUCUGCAGGUAUGACUGCUCAAAAAAUCUUGUCUUGCUAAUUUAAGAUAAUGCUUUCCAAAUUGUCUGAAAGAGGUGUUUUUUGUAGAAAUACUUGCAUUUAUAAAGAAGUUUUUUU